Debaryomyces hansenii CBS767 is the source of this 1359-nucleotide messenger RNA. RefSeq names its product putative mannan endo-1,6-alpha-mannosidase (gene DFG5). The record is from RefSeq and is a predicted model, not a curated record. The coding region runs from base 1 to 1359 and encodes 452 amino acids. Gene Ontology annotation, biological process: carbohydrate catabolic process; budding cell bud growth; fungal-type cell wall biogenesis. Gene Ontology annotation, molecular function: mannan endo-1,6-alpha-mannosidase activity. The transcript has a single exon. NCBI's taxonomy places the organism in Eukaryota, Fungi, Ascomycota, Pichiomycetes, Serinales, Debaryomycetaceae.
AUGAGGUUCACAUUCCAAAAUAAUUGGUUCAGUAUAGUUAUUUUGUCGAUAUAUAUCUCGCUUACGGGUGCACUUAAUCUAACUGCGGGAGAUAGGGAUUCUGUGUGUGAAGCAGCAAAAUUCGUAGUUCAAGGGGAACUCAAUUAUUACGAAGGUAUCAAAUAUGGUGGGACAGUAGGCAUGUUUGCAAGUCCAAACUAUUGGUGGAAUGCUGGUGAAGCAUUUGGGGGAUUGUUAGACUAUUACACAUUUUGCGAUAAUGAUAACAAAACAUUGAAAAGUUUGAUAUAUGAUGGUAUGUAUCACCAAGCCGGUGAAUCAUUUAAUUACAUUCCAUCGAACCAGUCCAUGGUAGAAGGUAACGAUGAUCAAGGUGUUUGGGGUUUGGCUGUAAUGGAAGCAGUCGAAAGAAAUUUUACCGAUCCAGAGGACCAUAGUUGGUUAUCGAUGACGCAAGCCAUUUUCAACACUAUGGAUGCCAGAUGGGAUACGGAGCAUUGUGGAGGUGGGUUAAGAUGGCAAAUUUUUACCUGGAAUUCAGGUUACGAUUAUAAGAAUUCUAUUGCUAAUGGAUGUCUUUUCAAUAUCGCUGCUCGUUUGGCUAGGUUUACCAGAAAUGAGUCGUACGCCAAAGUUGCGGAAAAAGUAUGGGAUUGGAUGGAAGAAGUUGGGUUUUUGACCUCCGAAGACGAUGAAUUAGUCCUUCAUGAUGGUGCAAAGAUUGGUGAUAAUUGUACUGAUGUCACCGACAAGAAAUGGUCUUACACAUAUGGUAUAUUUAUUGCUGGAUGUGCAUACAUGUACAACUUUACUGAGGACAGUAUAUGGUCAGAAAGAGCCACGGAAAUCAUCGAAGCGUCCAGUUACUUUUUCAAGGAUGGUGUUAUGUAUGAAACGACAUGUAUGCCUAAUCAUUGUAAUAACGAUCAAAGGUCUUUCCAUUCAUUGUUUGCACGUUGUCUUGGGAUAACAACUGUUUUGGUUCCCGAGACUGUUUCUUUACUUGAAGAUAAACUUGAUAAAAGUGCGGAGGCUGCAGCACAGUCGUGUUCUGGUGGUGAUGAUGACAUUACAUGUGGCGAAGAUUGGACGCAUUCUGGGUGGGAUGGAGUGUAUGGAUUAGGUGAACAGAUGUGUGCCUUAGAAGCAAUGCUUGCUACAAUAGUGAGAGAAUUCCCCGUUUACACCAAAGAUAACGGAGGUAGCUCAAAAAGUAACCCCACUGCAGGAACCAAUACUGAAGAUGAAGUUAACAAGAACGUUUUGAAUAUUUCUACAAAAGAUAAGGCUGGUGCUGGUGUAUUAACUGCGGUUGUGUUAGGAAUUGUAUUAGGUGGUUCUGCGUGGAUGGCCAUCUGA